Acanthocheilonema viteae is the source of this 1323-nucleotide messenger RNA. NCBI's taxonomy places the organism in Eukaryota, Metazoa, Nematoda, Chromadorea, Rhabditida, Onchocercidae. The record is from the annotation of a GenBank genome assembly.
AUGAAAGAGUCAUUGGAUAGCGAACUGCUCGUCGAGUCAUUGCACUCAACUCGUUUUGGCAAGAUAUACAGUUAUCUGUCAGCAAAUCCCUACUUCGGAGCUGGAGCGGGACUUGCAGGCCUUGGAGUGUGUUUGUCAAUCGCUCGGAAAUUGGUAGUGAUAUCGAAUACAUUAUUCAGAAGACGGUUCUUGAUAUCGUUGCAAAUCAGUAAUGAGGAUCCUGCAUAUCCAUGGUUGCUGGAUUACAUCAAUCGAAACAGCGCACGUCGAACACGGCAAAUUUCAGUACAUACCUCAAUUAGCCAAGCAGAAAGUGGCCGAACUGUUACGAAUUUCACAUAUUUGCCAGGACAUGGAAUGCAUUAUUUUACGUAUAAUUACCGAUGGAUACAGGUAGAAAGACAACGAGAAAAGCAGGUCAUACAGAAAGGAAACUACCGCGCACCUUUUGAAACAGUCACAUUAACAACAUUGGGUAUCGAUGUACGAUUUUUGACAAAUUUGCUCGAUAAAGCCAUCUCAGAAGCGCUGCAACAUGUUGAAACGGGUUUAGUUGUCUAUCGAGCUGUAGGACCAGAAUGGCGUCGUUUCGGUGCACCAAUGAGGAAAAGGCCUUUAACAUCGGUUGUUUUAGACAAUGGUGUUGCAAAUUCAAUCUUGAAGGAUUUCCAGGAAUUUUGUUCAUCUUCCAAAUGGUACACGGAACGUGGAAUUCCAUACCGUCGUGGCUAUUUAUUUUAUGGACCUCCCGGAUCCGGUAAAAGCAGUUUCAUUGCCGCAUUAGCUAGCUACUUCGGUUAUAGUGUAUGCAUGUUAUCACUCAGUGAAAGAACCCUUGACGAUGAUCGCUUAAAUCAUCUUUUGAACAGUCCACCUCCUUGUAGUGUAGUGGUAUUGGAAGAUGUGGAUGCCGCUUUUGGUUCUCGUGACGACCCAAUACAGUCUUCAAAGACGUACGAAGGUUUGACAAGGGUGACAUUUUCGGGCCUGUUAAAUGCGAUUGAUGGUGUUGCUAGUGCAGAUGAACGAAUACUUUUUAUGACAACCAAUCAUGUUGAUCGUCUUGAUCCAGCUCUAAUACGUCCAGGUCGUAUCGACGUGAAGCAAUAUUUUGGUUGCUGCACCGAGGCUAUGUUUUCUGAGAUGUUUAAACAUUUCUACGGUAAUAUUGUUACCGAAGAUAUGGCUGUGAAAUUUCGGGAAGCAGCAGUAGCACUGAAUAUGGAGAUAAGUCCAGCUCAAGUGCAAGGAUACUUAUUAUUACGCAAGAAAGAUCCGCAAGCUUCUAUUAAUGAUAUUGCAACGAUCACACAUUAUAAAUAA